AUGACUAUUGUUACGAUAUUGUCCAUUUUGUUGAUUUUAAAUUUAUUUGAAGUAACUUCGGUGGGGGGUAGUUACACGGAGAAAAUCCAAAAUGAGGAGCCAUGUCGGUACAUGAUCGUGUUCACAAAGCCCCUGUGUUAUAGGUGCUACGUAUUUAAGCCGCGGAACGGAAGCCGCAUCAGGUGCUGCCAAUCCUACCUGCAAAAACGGAAGGAGGGAGAACUGGAAAAGCUAUAUUCCCUACAAGAUAUUAUGAGGAACACCAUGAACGACGUAGACAUAGAUAACAUUAAAAAUUUAUUUCCAGUGUUCAACGAAAAAUUGUUAAAAAUAAAUAAUAGUUAUAAAUCAGGAGGUCCCAACAAGGGUAACAAAAUUUUUACCGACAUUGAUGACUUAGAAAUUGAGUUUAACAAUAAGCACUUUAACUUGAAGGACAUAAAGGUUAACAUUUUAGGUGGAAGCAGCAGUAACAAAGAAAAAGAAAAAAAAAAAGAUGAGAAUUAUUACAAUAUCAUAAAAGAGGAAAGUAAUUUUAUGAAGAAAAAGGAUGAGCUAUUACAGAACAGUCCCUUUUACAGUGAGAAAUGCUUCAAAUCUUUACAUGGGAAUAAUUGUGGAAGUAGAAAAAACAGAAAACAUAGAGAAGAAAAUGCUGAUGUGGAUGAAGAAUUGGAUUACGAUUUGGCUGAGUCCAUUGGUGAAGCGGAAUACUAUGCAAGAAUGAAUCAGCUGAAUGACCAACACCAGGGGGGCCAUGGAGGAGAUUCCACUACAGGGGGUAAUAAACAUGCUCAGAGAAAGAGUGACCAUGAUUAUUAUCAUAGUAAGUACGGACCAAAUGACUCCAGUGAGAAUAACAACUCUGCAAGCUCCUCUCUUUUUUACUUGUCCAAAAAAUUUUACCUAUUGAAUAGGUUGUCUCAGAACCCCAGAAAAAUUGUACAGAAAUAUAUCGAGUUUAAAGAACACCUAUCGGGAUCGGAGGAAAAAUUGGAUGACUUCCUCGACAAUGAGUACUACAGUACGACGAAAACGAUAAACGCCGUUUUGGCCGACGAUAUUCAGAAGACCGUUCAGUAUGAUGAGAAGGGGGACCAGAGCAACAAAAACAGCAACAAGGGAUUCUUCUCCUCCCUGUUCCGCGAUUUCAUUUCGCUCUUUUACUUCCCGCGGAAGAAUGUCGAGUUGUAA
This is a messenger RNA of Plasmodium inui San Antonio 1, 1194 nucleotides long. RefSeq lists its product as hypothetical. The record is from RefSeq and is a predicted model, not a curated record. The transcript has a single exon. The coding region runs from base 1 to 1194 and encodes 397 amino acids. NCBI's taxonomy places the organism in Eukaryota, Apicomplexa, Aconoidasida, Haemosporida, Plasmodiidae.